Molecule: messenger RNA, 2379 nt
Organism: Perca fluviatilis (European perch)
Lineage: Eukaryota; Metazoa; Chordata; Actinopteri; Perciformes; Percidae
Product: homeobox protein Hox-C10a-like
Exons: 5
Coding region: 1-990 (329 amino acids)
Biological process (GO): regulation of transcription by RNA polymerase II
Cellular component (GO): nucleus
Molecular function (GO): RNA polymerase II cis-regulatory region sequence-specific DNA binding; DNA-binding transcription factor activity, RNA polymerase II-specific
Source: RefSeq, a predicted model, not a curated record
AUGUCAUGUCCGAAUAACAUAGCGUCCGGUAACUUCCUGAUGGAUUCUUUAAUGGGAGGAUCAUCUUCCUUCAGGGGUGAGGGUUAUUCCAGCAACCCCGGGAUGUACAUCCACACAGCUGCAGAGUACGGAUAUUCGGUGAUGAGAAACAUUGGUAAGAUUGGACCAUCUGCCCUCUCCAAAAGAGACGAGGUUCCUCCGGGCAGUCUGCCGCUCAGCGGCUUCCAGGAUGCGCCCUACCUGUCAACACAGCUGGCCACAUGGACCCCAGGCUCCAAAACCAGUAGGGACGAACAACCUGUUGCCCAGUGUUUACAACCGUGCUCGUUUCCAGGGGGCAACGUCAAAGAGGAGGCGUUUUGUUGCCUCUACCAGGAUGACAGCAAUAAGGGGAAACAGACAACAGAGUCGGCCACUUACAUCCGGCUCGGUGACAAUAGCUGCAGGUCUGAGCAAACCGCCUCGUCCAGCGGCUGUUUCCAGGUGUACAACGGAGAGAGGCCCCAGCAGGACGACCAGCAGUUCCCCUCCGGCUUCUCUCUGACCCACUUGGCGACAUCUGUUGAAUCAGCAUCAGAGUCGACAAUAAGUUGCAGCAAAUCGGCGCAGGACACAGCGAGAGAGGUUUCAAAGACAGAUGAGAGUCAGAGCAGGAAGGAAGAGAAGGCCAAGAGUGACAGCUGUUCAGAUAACUCGGACGGGGAAUUAAAAGAUGAUUUAUUCGCGGAAAAGACAACGGGAAGCUGGUUAAAAGCCAAAAGUGGAAGGAAGAAGCGGUGUCCCUACACAAAGCACCAGACGCUGGAGCUGGAGAAGGAGUUCUUGUUCAACAUGUAUCUGUCUCGGGAGCGCCGCCUGGAGAUCAGUCGAAGUAUCAACCUGACCGACAGACAGGUCAAGAUCUGGUUCCAAAACAGACGCAUGAAGCUCAAGAAGCUCAACAGGGAGAGCCAAGAAAGGGAGCACAGUGCAGUUUAUAACUAUUCCUGAAGAGAUUUCUACCUACACAUGCAUUCACAAACACACACACAUACACACCCAUACACAUACACAUACACACACACCCUACAGCUCUGCAUAGACAUUACAGAUACAGACAGACAUGCAUGUGUCAUCUUAUAAUGCAUUCAAUAAUCAUUCAUCAAAUUUCUCUUAAUGUGCACACCAGACACUCACAUACACAUGGCGUGCCUUCCUUCCUAUAUGAACUAUGAAACGCUGCGACCCGCAGACUAGACAAUAGAGUUCCAGGUGAACCCUUGCAGCAGCAUUGGGACAGUGAGGUGCUUUUACCUUGCAAUGAUAAUUAUAAUAUAACAUGAAGCAAACGAGGAAGCAAUCUCAAGCAGUCUAUAAAUAACUCGUGGCAUGUAAGCAGUUUCACUUUGCUGUGCUACAGCCUAAUGUAUGUUUUGCCACUUGUGCUGCUUCUUCGUUGGUGUCUGUUGCUGUGGCAUAUUCUUCGUGCAGUGUAAUGUGCAUGCACCAGACGAUAUUAAGCUAUGUCAUGGCAAACGAUUCCAAAACAAUAAAAGGAGGGGGAAAUGGAAAGGUAUUACCAACUUUGUCCUUCCCCUGGCAUAGUGGUACAAAUGAGAGGGAGGGAGAGACACUGCGGAUGAGAGAAGAGGUUCAUGGCAGUUUUAAUAGAAGUGAGAGACCAUAACGUUGAUUUAAAUAUUAUCCAGGUGACCACAGUAAGUCAAGGUCAUAAAAUUCUAAUGUCAGGUUCGCCCUGGAAAGCGUUGGGGGUGGAUUUUAUGAUCUGCAAAUAUAAUGUGCUGCAGCAGUAAAGAUGCGUUUAAAGGUGUGUGUGGAGGAGGGCUAAUCCACACAGCAAAGACUGCAAUGUGCAGGAUCCAGCCGAGUCGCUGGGCUGGAAGGAGCAGCCGCCUCCACCCGGGAUAAUGGAGCAGGAGAUAAGAAAGAUGGUGGAUAAAGGGACAGCAACCGCGACGGCUGCAGGAACAAUAAUAACAACAGGCAUCACGGCAAACACGUGGAUAACUAAACGCACCGGGAAGACUUCUGCAGGAGGCAACAGAAGACAGUUCAUCGGGUCAAAAUGAGUGGGACCGUGGAUUUAUCAUUAAAUAAACGCAGGCUACUCAAAGAAAUGUUGCCUGAAGAAAUAUCGCAGAAGCUUCUUCGGGCGCCCCAAGUUGCCAGAGGAUUACUUUGCAACUCCAGAGCUCCGCCAUUGGAGGACGGCCGCACGUGACUACGGCACCCUUCUGUUGCAGGUUGAACCCAGGUGAACAGUGUCAGAGCCCACUGGAGCCUCUGGUUCACUGCCAUGCCAAGGGCAAGCUGGACACCAAGAGCAGGAGCUGCAGUCUACUCUCCAUCUGCGGCUCAGGAGUGAUCUUUCCCUGGAUG